Messenger RNA from Physcomitrium patens, 3769 nucleotides. Its product is annotated as putative GTP diphosphokinase RSH1, chloroplastic. Gene Ontology annotation, biological process: guanosine tetraphosphate metabolic process. The record is from RefSeq and is a predicted model, not a curated record. Lineage: Eukaryota; Viridiplantae; Streptophyta; Bryopsida; Funariales; Funariaceae.
AUCCCCUCACAACCACAACGCAUGUGGCUUGGAUCACUUUUUCUGUGAAGGAGGAAGGACCACAAAAAUCUGCCGCUAGUGCAGCAAUCGUCGACGGACUGGAGAGCAUUGCGAUUCCUUCUCUCGCUCCACCUCAACCGAAUUCAUCCUUUGGCUGAAAUGACGAAUUGACCUCGCUUUGAAAAGUCACAGGAUUCGAUGCGGGCAAAUAGCUGCGAGAUUGUGGAUUGAGCGUGGUGGCAGGAGGAACGAGAAGGAAGAUUCACAGGAGAGAGGCUAUUCAGGUGGAGGAAAGGGGAUUGGAGCAGACGGAGGAGGUGUGAGGCGCUGUGGUAGUUUGCUGGAGUUCCGUGUGGGGAGUGAUGAUCUUGGACUAGAACUUCGCUGUUUCACAGCUCGGGUGGGGGUCAGGGUAGGAUUGGGUGAGAAUUGGUGAAGGGCAGUGUUUUUUCUUGCGCGUUGGGUGUGGGAGAGGCGCGCAUAAGAGGAUUACGGAGGAUUACAGGAGAUUUGGGAUUGUAGGGCAUCAGUCGGAGGUGGAGGAAUUCUACUUUUAGUGUGGGUAUGGUCCUUUGUGGACGCAUCACCUGUGCUCGCUUGUGUGCACUACUGCUUGAGGCGAUAUGACAACGCCCGCUGGUUUCCCAGGGCACCUGGAGGGAAUUGGAGUUCGUAACUUCAUUCAGCCACUCAUUUUGAAAACUGAGUGCACAUCCAGCUCUUGCGCAUGGAGAUCGCCGAGGACGCUCAGUGGCUUUUUAGCGAGUACACCACAAUCCUCUCAAGGGGACUGUGCAUUGUCGUCCAGAUUGAGGAGCAGGAUUCUGAUCCAUUGCAGCCAUAAGUGUAUCCCUUCCUGGUGCCAGCAUAUCCAGAAGGUGGGAGUGAUUCAGUGCUUGCGAAAAGGAGGAAGAGGUCAUUUAAACAAGAAUUACAAACAAUCUGGGAGGUCUGAAAGGCCUAGAGUUACUUGUUGUGCUGGUGCCGAGGAGUUGUACUUAUCCGACAAAAAUAUCACUCCAAUCACAUUGUGGGAGAGCCUCAAGCCUUCCAUCAGCUACCUCACUAAAGCUCAACUAAGAAUGGUGAAGGAUGGUUUGAAGCUGGCAUUCGAAGCUCACGAUGGUCAAAAGCGGAAGAGUGGGGAACCUUUCAUCAUUCAUCCUGUUGAAGUUGCCCGAAUUCUGGGAGAGCAGGAGAUGGAUUGGGAAACAAUAGUGGCGGGUCUAUUGCAUGACACAGUCGAGGACACAGAACAUGUUACUUUUGAGAGGAUUGAGGACCAGUUUGGACCUGCGGUACGGAGGAUCGUAGAAGGAGAAACCAAGGUGUCGAAGCUUGGAAAGAUGCAAUGUCAGAAUUCAGAUUCAUUAGGAAAGGAUGUGAAAGCUGAUGACUUGAGACAAAUGUUCUUAGCCAUGACUGAGGAGGUACGAGUGAUCAUUGUGAAACUUGCAGAUCGACUUCAUAAUAUGAGGACUUUGUCCCACAUGCCUCCGCACAAACAGAAAUACAUUGCUAUGGAGACGCUUCAAGUUUUUGCACCUCUUGCAAAGUUGCUGGGAAUGCAUCGUAUUAAGUCGGAGUUGGAAGAGUUAUCAUUCAUGUUCGCCUAUCCAGAGGAGCAUGCUGAGCUCAAGCUUCGAGUUGAGGCACUUCGGAAGACGCAGGAAGACGUGGUUGUAGAGGCCAAAAAAGUCCUCUACGAAACAAUUUCAAGGGAUCAGUUCCUGGGCUACAUGACUGAAGACAUAAAAGUUGCCACUCUUUCCAAACAGCUGUAUAGUAUUUACAAGAAGAUUGCGGAUCAAAAGAUCUCAGCAGAGGAGGUUCGAGAUAUUGCACAGUUGAGGAUCGUUUUGAAAUUAAAACCAGCUACUUCGGUCGGUCACCUUUGUAAUGUACAGCAGGUCUGCUAUCAUGUGUUGGGACUGGUUCAUGCUAUGUGGCCUCCACUUCCUCAAACGAUGAAAGACUACAUUGCUACACCAAAGCCUAAUGGUUAUCAAAGUUUGCACACCACAGUUAUUCCAUUCGGCACACAGACUUACUUCCCCAUCGAAAUUCAGAUUCGAACGGAAGAAAUGGAUAAACUUGCAGAAUGGGGCAUUGCAGCUCAUCAUAGCGGGAGAUGGGUGGCUGAACGCGAGUCUGAUGCGAUGGGACCUUUUGCUCGCAAGGGAACAAAUGGUGCUGCGGCUGGUAAUUUAGCUUCGAAUCCGCCAAGUUCGAACACCUGCUUGAACGAUGCGGAUAUUGCUCGAAGGGUAAGCUGGCUCAAGUCCAUCCGAGAUUGGCAGGAAGAAUUCGUUGGUAACAUGUCAUCUAGAGAAUUUGUUGACACAGUGACCGGUGAUCUGCUUUCAAGCAGGGUCUUUGUAUUUACUCCAAAAGGAGAGGUGAAGAAUCUGCCAAAAGGAGCAACCGUUAUUGACUAUGCCUAUCAGAUCCAUACAGAUGUUGGAAAUAAGAUGGUAGCUGCCAAAGUCAAUGGUAUCCUGGUUUCACCAACACAUACCCUUGCAAAUGCAGAGGUUGUGGAGAUUGUAACUUAUGAUGGUGUCUCCACCAAGAAAAUAUUCCAGCUGCAUAGACAGUGGUUGGCGUAUGCAAUGACUCGAAGUGCCCGACACAAACUUACAAAAUUUUUGAAGGAGCAAGCUGCAUUAUCUGCUGCAGAAAUAACAGCAGACAGCGUAAAGGAGUUUAUUUCCGAUCUGGAUGAGGAUGAAUCUGAAGAAGAGUCCUCGUCUUCCGACACAUGUGCAACCAUCUCUAAUGGCAAUGGCAGAUCAUCCAGUACAAAUAACGGUGACCCUUUCCUUCAAAACUCUUACCAGUACGAUUCACUGAGCUGGAAGCCAAAGUCUCAUGGGACGAUGAAUGGAGCGGCCUUUAAGCUAGCAGGGGAUCUGGUUGCAAAAGUAGCUGGAGGAAAUGGCUUUGCGAAAUAUAAGAUCCGCUACAUUCAGGAUGAAGCCAGAGCUAGUAUUCAAGCCUGGCAAACUGACAGGAUAGCUUCAUGGCAGAAUUCUGGAGGUGGCCCUGUGCAAUGGUUCAGCGUCUGUUGUCAUGAUCGCAAUAGUAUGCUUGCAGAAGUUUCGGCCAUUCUCGUUGCCGCUGGGAUUCGAAUAAGGGCCUGUGCAGCUGAAACGGAUAAGAUAAGAGGACUUGGAAUUAUACUUUUUAAUAUUGAGGGAACUGUUGCCAAUCUGACUCAGAGUUGUUCCGAAGUUGAAUCACUAGAAGGAGUGCUCGAAUUGUCCGUCGGUUGCAGUUGGCAAAAUUCAUCCCACCUCUCAAGCUGGCACAACCCUCAAAAUCUCUUUAGUUGUUGGUACCCUCCAACCAUGUAACACCCCAUGAGUCUCACUUAGUUUUCCAUAGUCAUAAUGUGUUGAUGUUGCUUCUUUAGCAAGUUAGUUCAACAUUUAGAAUUUGUAGCUACUUCUGUCUCGGCACACUGCAGAAGCCUAGAUACGACCAAGAGGAAAAUGUCUUAGAUGGAUACCAAAAGCUGGGUCAACUUUUUCUGAUCUAGCCGUAUUGUAUACCAAUUCACUUUGAAUCCUUUCAUUGCAUAAUUUAUUCUGUUUAGAGUAUCCUAGAGAGGGCGAAGCUUUGGAUUUUUUCGCCUUAUAAAAGCCAUACGUUUAGACAUCCUUUCUGAAUUCUAUUAUUCAGCACUGCCCCGAAGUAUUCUCUAGCAAUGAGGACUUUGUGGAACAUAUUUUUGUAUGAUAAAUUAUUCUUACAGAGUUGAUUCUAA